AUUGUCUACAGGAUUGCAACUAUGGUCAAGAAUGCAAACUUAUCAACACUUGGCAAUUUGUUCCACAAAAGUCAUGAAGCACUUAUUACAGAUUGUGAAGCUGAAAACUAUUUGAAGGAUUAUUACAUUCCUGAUUACAUACUUCUACCAGAAAAGGAAAUACAAAAUGGCUAUGAAGUAGCUUCUUGUCCUGUAUUAGUAUUUAUCAACUCCAAAAGUGGUGGUCAACUAGGAGGACAACUUCUUUUCACAUAUGCUACUCUUCUUAACAAAAAUCAGGUAUUUGAUUUGGGAGAAAAGGCUCCUGACAAAGUUCUACAUCAAUUCUACUCCAAUUUAGAAAAGCAUAAGCAAAAUGGAGAUAGCUUGUCUUAUGAGAUCGAAAGGAGAUUGAGAAUCAUAGUGGCAGGUGGGGAUGGAACAGCAGGUUGGAUUCUUGGUGUUGUAUCAGAUCUAAAAUUAGCUCAUCCACCUCCUAUUGCAACCGUGCCAUUAGGAACAGGAAACAAUCUGCCUUUUGCGUUUGGUUGGGGGAAAAAGAAUCCUGGUAUUAACUGCCAGUCCGUGAAGUCGUUCUUGAAUCAAGUGAAAAAUGGAAAAGAAAUGAAAGUUGACAGCUGGCAUAUUCUUAUGAAAAUGAGGGUUCCUAAAGAAGGUUCUUGUGAUCCUAUUGCACCUCUUGAGCUACCACAUUCAUUGCAUGCUUUUCACGGUGCGCCUCAAGCUGAUACUUUGAACAAGGAAGGCUAUCAUGUAUUUCGGGGAGGAUUUUGGAACUACUUCAGCAUAGGAAUGGAUGCUCAAGUUUCACAUGCAUUUCACAGUGAGAGGAAGCUCCAUCCAGAAAAGUUCAAACACCAGUUGGUUAAUCAGAGGAAUUAUGCGAAGCUUGUCUGUAAACAAGGAUGGUUUUGCACUUCUUUCAUGCACCCAUCGUCAAGAAACAUUGCUCAGCUAGCAAAUGUCAAAAUAAUGAAAAGGUCAGGUGAAUGGAUAGACCUACACAUACCAAGCAGCAUCAGGUCUAUCGUCUGCAUUAAUUUACCCAGCUUUUCCGGUGGACUUAAUCCUUGGGGAAGACCUAACAAACAGAAGCUGCAUGAGAGGGAUCUUACUCCUCCAUAUGUUGAUGAUGGUCUACUUGAAGUUGUUGGUUUUCGCGAUGCUUGGCAUGGACUUAUUUUGUUUACUCCAGGAGGGCACGGGACACGCCUUGCACAGGCAAAUAGAAUACGAUUUGAGUUUCACAAGGGUGCUGGUGAGCAUACAUUUAUGAGAAUGGAUGGGGAACCAUGGAAGCAACCACUUCCUAUAGAUGAUGACAAAGUUGUUAUAGAAAUCUCUCAUUUUGGUCAAGUGAACAUGCUUGCUACUCCACAUUGUCUAUCAAAAAGUAUCAAUCUUCCUUCUAUAGAUCAAAGUUUUUUUGAAGAAGACUUGGUGGAGGAGAGGAGAAAGUUGGGUGCAGCUGAUAGUUUCCGAAUUCCAGAUGGUUUCGAUAUAAAACAUCGUGAACAGAGUUAA
Messenger RNA from Solanum verrucosum, 1524 nucleotides. RefSeq names its product diacylglycerol kinase 5-like. Bases 22 to 1524 code for a protein of 500 amino acids. Lineage: Eukaryota; Viridiplantae; Streptophyta; Magnoliopsida; Solanales; Solanaceae. The transcript has 13 exons. Gene Ontology annotation, molecular function: ATP-dependent diacylglycerol kinase activity. The record is from RefSeq and is a predicted model, not a curated record.